Schistocerca gregaria is the source of this 861-nucleotide messenger RNA. RefSeq lists its product as uncharacterized. The transcript has a single exon. Bases 1 to 861 code for a protein of 286 amino acids. The record is from RefSeq and is a predicted model, not a curated record. Lineage: Eukaryota; Metazoa; Arthropoda; Insecta; Orthoptera; Acrididae.
AUGUCACAUGCCAAAUGUAUCUUCAGCAGUGAUAAGGAUUUGAAAAAGAAAGGGCGUGGUUUUUCUGAAGAAAUGGUAAGCAUGAAUGAAGCAGUGAUAAUGUGUAAAUGGUUUGACAACAGACCAGUAGUUCUGGCAUCAAAUUUUGUAGGAGGUGGUAGUCAAGAUGAAGUACAGCACUGGGAAAAAUCAAGAAAGACACAUGUUUCUGUCUCACGGCCUGAAGUUGUACAUUGUUACAACCAUGCUAUGGGUGGUGUUGACAAAAUAGAUAUGUUAAUUAGCAUGUAUAGGAUUUUUAUUAAAUCUAGAAAAUGGAGAUUGAGAAUGUUGUUCCACGCUGUAGAUUUAGCGUGUGUGAACAGUUGGUUGGAGUACAAAAGAAAUACUGAAUCACUGGGAGAGAAAGAGACAAUGGAUUUGCUUCAUUUUAAGAUGAGAAUAGGAGAGGCUCUUGUAAAAAUGGGCACUAGUACCAAAGUGAAACGUGGCAGACCCAGAAGUGAUUUACAGGACAUAAUAGCAAAAAGAGCAAGAACUGAGAUUUGUCCGGCACCAGAGAUUCGGAAUGAUCUUACUGGACAUUUUCCUGAGUACCAUGAUAAUACAGAAGCUUCAAGGUGUAAAAUGCCGAGUUGUAAGAAUAAAACUCAUGUAUUUUGUGAGAAAUGCAAUGUUCAUCUAUGUUUUGUCAAAGGAAGGAGUUGUUUCAAAAUGCUCCACAAUUCAGGAUAUAACAACCAUCGAUACUCUUUGUCCAUUGCAAUGGACAUUCUGCAAAAUGUAAAUAAAAAUGUUUUCAGUGAUUUUGUUGGAUUUAUUAUGUUUCUAAUACCCAUUUUUACCUAUUACAAUGAAUAG